Molecule: messenger RNA, 1043 nt
Organism: Diceros bicornis minor
Lineage: Eukaryota; Metazoa; Chordata; Mammalia; Perissodactyla; Rhinocerotidae
Gene: NMRK1
Product: nicotinamide riboside kinase 1
Exons: 8
Coding region: 121-783 (220 amino acids)
Cellular component (GO): cytoplasm
Source: RefSeq, a predicted model, not a curated record
CCGGGGGUUGCGGGGAGUUAGUGACAGGCGCGUGCUUGGCCGUCGCCUGUGCCGCUUUGCUUGCGGGGACUCGAACCGGCGGCCGGAUAUUUUAGGAAGACGUGAUUUUCAAAGCUAAUUAUGAAAACAUUUGUCAUUGGAAUCAGUGGUGUGACAAAUGGUGGGAAGACAACACUCGCUAAGAAUUUGCAGAAACAUCUCCCAAAUUGCAGUGUCAUAUCUCAGGAUGAUUUCUUUAAGCCAGAGUCUGAGAUAGAGAUAGAUAAAAAUGGAUUUCUGCAGUAUGAUGUACUUGAAGCGCUUAACAUGGAAAAAAUGAUGUGCGCCAUUUCCUGCUGGGUGGAAAGAUCAAGACACUCUCCGGUAUCAACAGACUGGGAAAGUGCUGAGGAAGUUCCCAUUUUAAUCGUCGAAGGUUUCCUUCUCUUUAAUUACAAGCCCCUUGACACCAUAUGGAAUAGAAGCUAUUUUCUGACCAUUCCAUAUGAAGAAUGUAAGAGGAGGAGGAGUACCAGGGUCUACGAGCCUCCAGACCCCCCAGGGUACUUUGAUGGCCAUGUGUGGCCCAUGUAUCUAAAGCACAGACAAGAGAUAGAGGACGUCACAUGGCAAAUUGUUUACCUAGAUGGAACAAAAUCUGAAGAGGAUGUCUUUUCACAAGUGUAUGAAGAUCUAGUACAAGAACUAGCAAAGCAAAAGUUUAAGUAUUGUCCUGUCGAAGUGGAUGGUGAAGGAACAGCCAGGAAAAUGGUUCAUUGCAUACCCAAGAGUGGCAUAGCAUAAUGCUAAUGUGGGAGCGAUUAUAUUCAUUCAUCCAUUGCUUUGAAGAUAAUUCAGAAUCAGAGACUCUGAAUGGGUUUGGGGACUUGAUUAUUUUGUUUGUGAGUUUUUUAAGGGUAAAAAUGUUCACCCUUUGUUGCAUCUCUUACUAAUAUUUGUGUCAUUUAGUUCAAAUUUUUUAGUAGAUGGCUGUUACUUCAAUGGGAUUGAAGUUAUCCUUUGAACAGAGUGAAAUAAAAAUGCUGAUGAUCUUGUUUUCAUGU